Molecule: messenger RNA, 1216 nt
Organism: Morus notabilis
Lineage: Eukaryota; Viridiplantae; Streptophyta; Magnoliopsida; Rosales; Moraceae
Product: aquaporin PIP2-7
Exons: 4
Coding region: 73-921 (282 amino acids)
Biological process (GO): transmembrane transport
Cellular component (GO): plasma membrane
Molecular function (GO): water channel activity
Source: RefSeq, a predicted model, not a curated record
AGAGUGUGUGUGUUCUCCAGACUUCGUAGCUAGAGAGAGAAACUUAGAGGGAGAAAGGAAAGGAAAGAAGAGAUGUCGAAGGAAGUGAGUGAGGAAGGGCAAGCCCACCACGGGAAGGACUAUGUGGACCCACCGCCGGCGCCGCUGAUCGACACGGCGGAGCUUAAGCUGUGGUCGUUUUACAGAGCCCUAAUCGCCGAGUUCAUCGCCACCUUGCUCUUCCUCUACGUCACCGUCGCCACCGUCAUCGGCCACAAGAAACAGAACGCUGCCGACCAAUGCAACGGCGUCGGCCUCCUCGGCAUCGCCUGGGCCUUCGGCGGCAUGAUCUUCAUCCUCGUCUACUGCACCGCCGGAAUCUCCGGUGGUCACAUCAACCCGGCUGUGACGUUCGGACUGUUCUUGGCGAGGAAGGUUUCGCUGAUCAGAGCAUUGGGUUACAUAGUGGCUCAGUGCUUGGGAGCAAUAAGCGGGGUUGGGCUCGUGAAGGCCUUCAUGAAGAACGACUACAACAGGCGCGGCGGCGGCGCCAACUUCGUGGUCGACGGCUACAGCACUGGCACCGCUCUCGGCGCUGAGAUCAUCGGCACCUUCGUCCUUGUCUACACCGUCUUCGCCGCCACCGACCCCAAGAGAAGCGCCCGUGACUCUCACAUUCCCGUUUUGGCCCCGUUGCCAAUUGGGUUCGCCGUGUUCGUGGUUCACUUGGCCACCAUUCCCAUCACCGGAACCGGUAUCAACCCGGCUAGGAGCUUUGGUGCUGCUGUUAUCUACAACAACGACAAGAUCUGGGAUGACCACUGGAUCUUCUGGGUUGGACCAUUCGUGGGGGCUUUGGCAGCAGCGGCGUACCACCAGUACAUACUGAGGGCAGCAGCCAUAAAGGCUCUUGGGUCGUUCCGCAGUAACCCAACCAACUGAGGAAAUUAUAAAAACAUUAUGCAUGCACGUUCCCCCAGUAGAGAAGGAAGAAAUGUGAAAAGAUCGUGUUGUCACACCUUCCUAAUUCUUAAUUUAUUUCGUUUGUUUGUGUGUAUGAUGAAAUAUCAGGAGAAUAUGUUGAUGAUGGUGAUGACCCUCCUUUUGAAUUUUUCUUGUUAAUUUCCUUAAUAUCUUUUAUAUAAUUUAAUCUUUUGUUUGCUAGCUUUGUGGAUCCCCUUUUGUAUUCAUUGUUCUUGAGGAGCGGUGAUGAUGUUUUAAUUUCUUCUUUCCUUCA